This is a messenger RNA of Cryptosporidium muris RN66, 1590 nucleotides long. Its product is annotated as ELMO/CED-12 family protein. Lineage: Eukaryota; Apicomplexa; Conoidasida; Eucoccidiorida; Cryptosporidiidae. The coding region runs from base 1 to 1590 and encodes 529 amino acids. The record is from RefSeq and is a predicted model, not a curated record. Gene Ontology annotation, molecular function: GTPase activator activity. The transcript has a single exon.
AUGACAUGUCAACAAAAUGAAGUAAUUAUUUUAGAUUAUAUAAGAGCUAAUAACAUUUUAAAAUAUUUAACAACACUCUCUUGUAGUUGUGGAUAUAGAUAUCAUUGUAGCCUAUGUAAUAGGAGAUGUUUAUAUUUACAAGGAAGAAAUACAAAUAUUAAUAUAACUUUUAAUAAACAUCCACUUAAUAGUAAACAAAGGAUUAAUAUAAAUGAGAAUAAAGAUAUAAAUAUAUAUAUUGAUAAUAAUAAACGGGAUAUUUCAAAUUCUAGUAUAAAUAUUCAUUCAAUUGAGACUAUAUUGAAUGAAGUGAAUAAUGAGGAAUAUCACAAUAUAAUUGAAGAUAGUUCUAUAAAUUCAAAUUCGGAUAAUAAUAAAAUAUCUGAUGAUAAGAAACAUCCUGCUUUAAAAAUGAUUGAUAUGGUUUGUAAUUGGAAUUAUCAUGAUAAACAUAAUGAAAGUGAUGAUAUUUUCAUUAAUAAUAAUUUACUUGAUAAAAGUAAUAAAAUAAGUCGAAAUAUGAAACAUACAAAUAUAAAUUCUAAUAAUUUAAAUAAGAAGAAUAUUUUAGCAUAUCCAAGUCCAUUAAUAUUUAAAGAAAAAGAUAGUAAUAUAAAAUCAACAACAAAAUCAUCUAUUAUGGGUACUAGAGCAUCUAUUGCAUUACCUGAACAAUAUUAUAUAGUCCCUAAGGCGGAAUCUUUACAAAGAUCUAUCUUAAAAAAGUUAGAUAAAUAUAUAAAGAAGACUUUUGGGAAUAGUUGUGAAAUUCAACGUAUUAUUAACAGUGAACCUUUAUAUCCUUAUUUAGUUGAGAAGUAUAUUGUGAGAUCUCGUAAUAUUAAUAUAGAUGAACUAAUAUCAAUUUCAGAUUUAUUAAUCUAUAUUGUAGAUGAUUCAUAUUUGGAUAAAUGUAUUGAUUUAAUAAUAUCCUCCAAAUUUGAUCGAAUUAUAGAUAGGAUAAAUUUUCGAAAGAAAUUAAAGCUUAAUCUGAUAUAUAUUCAAUAUGCUACAAAAUCAAGAAGUUUUAUCAAUAAUUUAGCUAGAAUAAAUUUUUCUUUAAAUUUAGAAGAUCAUAAUAUGUUACUUAAUCAAUUAUGGGGAUGCUAUUAUCCUAAUAAAAGUCAAAUAAAGUGGGAAGUUUUAGGUUUUCAACAAAGUGAUCCUUCAAGUGAUUUUAGAGGAGUUGGUAUUUUAGCUCUAAUAUGUUUAUUAUAUUUUAGUUUAGCUCAUAGUGCUGAAUCUAAAUUAAUACAUGAUGAAUGCAGUAAUUCUAAAUAUUGGUACUCAUUUGCAGUUACUGGUAUUAAUAUUACUUCAUGGUUACGUGAUUGGUUAAAUCAGAGAGAUUCACGGAUAAUACCCUUUUUUUAUACAGCUAAAACUAAUAAAGAUACUAUAACUAUAUUUUGUGAGUUAUUUUCAUAUAUUUUUCUUAAGUUUCAUCACUUUUGGAUGAAUCAGAAACCAAGAAAUGUUUUACAAUUCCCUUAUAUUGCUAAGAAAUUCAAAGAUAAUUUAAAAUUUCCGAAGCCUAAUAAUAUUUAUUACAAUAGUUUCCAAAAUUUUAAGGAUGGGGAGAAUAUGUAG